UUCACGCCACAUCACCAUCCCAGACUUAGUGUCACUUCAAUGCUACGAGCGCAAAGCUCAUCACAGCACAGGCUAUCAGCAGAUCCAGGAGGAACCGUUUCCAGCUCCGCAAGCAAUGCUCCUGCAGCAGGGCAGCGCUAUUUAAGUCGAGAAGGCCAUGAGAUCCUGCGCUGGGCAUUGCCUGCCUUGGCAUUGUUAGGCGGACUCUUUGUGGAACAUGUUGGGCUGUACCUGGCAACGCGCAGCUAUGUUCGCUGGAUGGAUGAGCUCCACAGACCUCACAGAGACUCCAUGCCGUCAGCCUUUGAAGGCAACGAUGAUGGAAAGAGUGAGGGAUCUGAUUUGGGUUUCUUAGCAUUGGUCCUGGAAGUCUUCAUGGACCUGUUGCCAGUUGUUUCUAUUGGACUUGUCUUGCGUUUUGGCGACUUGCGACUUUGGUGCCAGACCAUGUUCGCCGCAGCUCUUCUCAUGGUUCUCAAGGGCUUUGCCUCUUGGGCGACAGUGGUUCCCGACAAGGGAUGGAAGGUUUGUCAGGAUCGUUUGGGACCGGAUGGUUUGCGCUACUAUCGCGAGGACCAGCCCUUUUUCAAUAUGGUGCCCGACAUCCUCUUGCUGCAGGUGCAAGGCCUUUGGUUGGGAAGCUCUAGACGACGCCUCUGUGUGGUGGAUGCGCCGUUCCAUAGCAACAUUUGUUUGUCCACGGUGUUCUGCACCAGCCUUUGCGAGGUCAGCAUGGCGUGGUCUUUGCGAGAGGCCGAUGUGCCGGCGAUGGCACAGUGCCUGAGAUACAUGCUGCUGGUGCUUCUUGUGGCCAGUGCCCUGUUGGCCGGGUCAAAGCCUGAAGUAACCAACUUCACAGCACUUGGCAUGGUUUUGGCUCUAGCAGUCUAUGGCAAUCCUGCCCUGGCUUUAGCGGUGGAAGCCUGGUGUCGACACACUGAGCUGGAGACGCCCAGUCGGCCAGUACCAGUGCUCUCCACCCAGCACUCGCCCAACUCCACCAUGGCACUCAUGGGACCGAGGCAGCUCUCUGACUUAGGCGAGGAGAGUGCUCAUGACGUUGGACAGGUGCUGAUGCUGCCUUUGAUGGCCAGAUACUGCUACAUUCAGCAACACCCACAGGAAGGCUCUUUGCUGCAGAAGAAGGUCUUGCUUCAGCAGCUCUUGAAGACUUUGCAGCAGUCCCAGGAUCAGCUGUUGCGGAAAGAGCAAAAGAAGGACGAACUGCUCAAGAAGGAACAAGCAGACGAGCUUCUCAGUGCUCUUCGCGCAGAUCGGUUCGCUGAGCAACGCAUACAGGAGGCGCUCUCCGACCAGCAGCGAAUGCUCAACAGCCGCGCAAGAAAGAAGAAGCAUCAGACAGUGAACUUUGAGGCAAGCAACCUGAUGACUUGCCCAGAGAUGAAUGUGUAUUCAGGUUGA
This is a messenger RNA of Durusdinium trenchii, 1422 nucleotides long. The record is from the annotation of a GenBank genome assembly. NCBI's taxonomy places the organism in Eukaryota, Dinophyceae, Suessiales, Symbiodiniaceae.